AUGGGUGUGCCUAAAUUGUGGGAAUUAAUUCAACAAUCAGGAACAGAAAUCGAUAUAAAUGCAUUAGAAGGAAAAAUAUUGGCAAUUGAUGCAAGCAUCUGGAUUCAUACUUUUGUUAGAGCAUUAAAAAAUGAAAAAGGUGACCCAAUACCAAAUGCACAUUUAUUGGGUUUUUUUAAAAGAAUUUGCAAGUUACUAUCACUAAGAGUUAAACCUAUAUUUGUAUUUGAUGGCGGUAUACCAUAUUUAAAAAAGAAAACUAUA
Dictyostelium purpureum is the source of this 264-nucleotide messenger RNA. RefSeq lists its product as uncharacterized. The record is from RefSeq and is a predicted model, not a curated record. The transcript has a single exon. Lineage: Eukaryota; Evosea; Eumycetozoa; Dictyosteliales; Dictyosteliaceae. Gene Ontology annotation, biological process: nucleotide-excision repair. The annotation marks the transcript as partial. Gene Ontology annotation, molecular function: DNA endonuclease activity; single-stranded DNA binding. Gene Ontology annotation, cellular component: nucleus.